Messenger RNA from Ctenocephalides felis (cat flea), 1784 nucleotides. RefSeq names its product alkylglycerol monooxygenase-like. The record is from RefSeq and is a predicted model, not a curated record. Lineage: Eukaryota; Metazoa; Arthropoda; Insecta; Siphonaptera; Pulicidae. Gene Ontology annotation, molecular function: iron ion binding; oxidoreductase activity. The transcript has 8 exons. Gene Ontology annotation, cellular component: endoplasmic reticulum. Bases 126 to 1622 code for a protein of 498 amino acids. Gene Ontology annotation, biological process: lipid biosynthetic process.
CAAAUGGCAACUUCAUACGCUUUGAGAUAUUACCAACAAUUACAUCGUGUCAACCGUUACGGAACUCUGAAACAUUAAUUCUUACCAAAAACGGUAUUAAGGUGAUAAAUUCAAAUUUGCCAGAAAUGGAUAGUUAUUUCUCCGACGGGAACACCACGUCUCUGAUUCUAGAUUUGGUUCUAGAAAAGAGCCAGAAGGAGUUGCGAACGAAUGAUUUGGUUCCCUUCUGGUGGUGUGUCGAAGGAUUUUGGAAGUUUAUCGUAGGAGCCGGGAAAUGCUUCUACUUAGUUAGUCCGAGUGAUACUUCAUUUAAGUCUCCUGAAGAUGUACCUAAUUACUUCAGGCAGGCAUGGCCAUAUUUUAUUUUACUGAUUCUUGCUGAAAAUGUAAUGUUAUGGUUUGAGAGACAUUCUGAUCACCAUGAUGAAAAUGGUAACAAGAUGAUGUCCAAAAGCAAAAAUAAAGAUCUGAAUACUGGACCUCAAGCUGCUGCACCAGCAAGACUGAAUGAUAGUAUAACCAGCAUCUCUCAUGGCCUAAUGCAAGAAUGUGGGAGAAUGUUAUUUCGAGGAGCAGAGAGUGCAACAUACGUUUGGAUAUAUAAUAGGUUUAGAAUUAUCGAUUUGCAAUGGGAUAAUCCAUUAACUUGGUACGUAGCAGCUAUUUCUGUGGAUUUUGGUUAUUAUUGGGUACACAGAGCUAGCCAUGAAGUUCACAUAUUAUGGGCUCAACAUCAAGUCCAUCACAGUUCUGAAGAAUUCAACUUAACCGUCGGUCUCAGACAAUCGGCUAUGCAAGGAUGGUGUGGUUUUAUAUUCUAUUUGCCAUUGGCGUUAGUAGUUCCGCCUGCACACUUUUUAGCACAUCAACAUUUCAGUAUCAUGUACCAGUUCUGGAUUCAUACAAAAGCAGUAAAAACGUUAGGACCUUUGGAAUGGGUUUUAAAUACUCCAAAACAUCAUCGAGUUCAUCACGGUAGUAAUAUUUACUGUUUGGAUAAAAAUUAUGGAGGCUUUUUGAUAAUUUGGGAUAGAUUAUUCGGAACGUUUGCAGAAGAGAAAUCUGACGAGGAAAUUGUUUACGGAUUAGUUUAUAACCAACCUUCAUUUAAUCCUCUGCAUUUACAGUGGUUUUACACAAAGUACGUAGUUACCCGUUUUCGUUCUUCCAAAAACUGGCCCCACAGAUUUGCUUCUCUGUUUUAUGGCCCAAGUUGGGCUCCUGGAGCACCACGCCUCGGCCGAGAAGAAGAUAAAGUAAAAGUGGUACCCCGCCCAAAAUAUGAUGUAAUUUUGCCAACAAUAGUCAAUAUUUAUCUUGCUGGACAUUUUGCACUAGUUCUGUAUGGAUUUCAGGAACUGAGCAUCAAGCAUAUGACCAUGUCUCCAAGUGCCGUCUUAAUUUGGGUCAUCUACAUCUUGAUAUCGGUGACUUCCAUCGGUAUGAUGUUAGACGGUGCACCUGGUGCACCUUUAUUGGAAACUGUUCGCUGCCUCUGGCUAGCCGUGUAUCUGGAUCAAACUCAAUUUUUGUUAAAAUUCCUAUUUUUGAUUUCUUCGGCUACAUGGGCAUGGUUUAGUUGUCAUAAUACUAUACGGGCGAAGAAAAUAUGUGCAGAUUGAAAAUUUGGCAGAAAUAUUAUAAAAAAUAGUACCUAUAAUGAUGGAGAUAAAAAUGUGAGGUAAUACGAGUAUAAAUUUACUUUGCGACGCCGUUGCACAUUCUAACAAACCAUUAUCAGAACCAAAGGAUAAUAAUUUAAAAAAAAUAUAUCCGAUAAUUAU